GCAGCGGAGAUCGUCUGGUGGAACAUUACAUACAUCAUGAAGACCAGGAUUAAUAAAAACUUUUGGAGGAAUCGCUGGAAUGCAGUAACGCCUAUCGCAAGUCCAGUAGACACGGUGAAUCUUACCACAGCGAUGGACAACUUGCAUAUUGAAAGUGCACACAAUAACUUCUUCUUUGGCUCCGGAUUGAUGAAUGCGCAGGAGUGCUGGAAAUGCUUUUGGAAAGGGAAAACUUGCAAAGAAGGUUCAAAGAAGAAAGAAAUUUUGGCUUGCAUAAAAUUAUCCGGUGUGAAUGCGAAGAAACUUUGUUGUGACGAGAAGUUUUCUUGUUUUGUAACAGUUGAUCAUCCCGGACACAUUCAUAUCAUGAAUUUAAUGCACGCAAACACGUAGCAUCUCAUCCAAGGAGGUUUCAUAUUUUUAUGGACCACUUUACAGUGUUGAAGAAAA
Papilio xuthus (Asian swallowtail) is the source of this 450-nucleotide messenger RNA. RefSeq lists its product as uncharacterized. The coding region runs from base 37 to 393 and encodes 118 amino acids. The record is from RefSeq and is a predicted model, not a curated record. NCBI's taxonomy places the organism in Eukaryota, Metazoa, Arthropoda, Insecta, Lepidoptera, Papilionidae. The transcript is spliced from 3 exons.